AUGCCUGAUUACUUGGGAGCCGAUCAGCGGAAGACCAAGGAGGAAGAGAAGGAGGACAAACCUAUACGGGCUCUGGAUGAAGGGGACAUUGCCCUACUGAAGACAUAUGGACAAAGCACAUAUUCUCGGCAGAUUAAGCAGGUGGAAGAUGACAUACAACAGCUUCUCAAGAAAAUUAAUGAGCUCACAGGCAUUAAGGAAUCUGACACAGGACUUGCUCCUCCAGCACUCUGGGAUCUGGCUGCUGAUAAACAGACUCUGCAGAGUGAACAACCACUUCAGGUGGCCAGGUGUACAAAAAUUAUCAAUGCUGAUUCUGAGGACCCGAAGUACAUCAUUAAUGUUAAACAGUUUGCGAAGUUUGUGGUAGACCUCAGUGACCAGGUUGCUCCUACUGACAUAGAAGAAGGAAUGAGAGUUGGAGUGGACAGAAAUAAAUACCAAAUUCAUAUACCCUUGCCUCCAAAAAUUGACCCCACAGUUACUAUGAUGCAGGUGGAAGAGAAACCUGAUGUGACCUACAGUGAUGUUGGAGGCUGCAAGGAGCAGAUAGAAAAGUUAAGGGAAGUUGUUGAAACUCCUUUGCUUCACCCUGAACGGUUUGUUAAUCUGGGUAUCGAGCCACCAAAAGGAGUGCUUCUAUUUGGCCCUCCAGGAACAGGAAAAACCCUUUGUGCACGUGCAGUAGCCAACAGGACUGAUGCCUGCUUCAUCCGAGUCAUUGGCUCAGAACUGGUCCAGAAAUAUGUAGGAGAGGGUGCUAGAAUGGUGCGUGAGCUGUUCGAAAUGGCCAGGACAAAGAAAGCCUGCCUCAUUUUCUUUGAUGAAAUUGAUGCCAUUGGUGGUGCCAGAUUUGAUGAUGGAGCAGGAGGUGACAAUGAAGUCCAGAGAACUAUGUUGGAACUCAUCAAUCAGUUGGAUGGGUUUGAUCCCAGAGGAAAUAUUAAAGUGUUAAUGGCCACAAACAGACCUGACACAUUGGACCCAGCUUUGAUGAGGCCUGGCAGACUGGACAGAAAAAUUGAAUUCAGCUUACCUGAUCUUGAGGGUCGUACACACAUAUUUAAGAUUCAUGCUCGUUCCAUGAGUGUUGAGCGAGAUAUAAGAUUUGAGCUGCUAGCACGAUUAUGUCCAAACAGUACAGGAGCUGAAAUCCGCAGUGUUUGCACUGAAGCAGGAAUGUUUGCCAUUAGAGCACGUCGCAAAGUUGCAACAGAGAAGGAUUUCUUGGAGGCUGUAAAUAAGGUCAUCAAGUCAUAUGCAAAGUUCAGUGCAACACCCAGAUACAUGACCUACAAUUAA
Staurois parvus is the source of this 1302-nucleotide messenger RNA. The record is from the annotation of a GenBank genome assembly. Lineage: Eukaryota; Metazoa; Chordata; Amphibia; Anura; Ranidae.